This is a messenger RNA of Dermacentor andersoni, 2850 nucleotides long. RefSeq names its product translocase of outer membrane 70 (gene Tom70). The record is from RefSeq and is a predicted model, not a curated record. Gene Ontology annotation, molecular function: transmembrane protein transporter activity; protein binding. NCBI's taxonomy places the organism in Eukaryota, Metazoa, Arthropoda, Arachnida, Ixodida, Ixodidae. Gene Ontology annotation, biological process: protein insertion into mitochondrial inner membrane; protein import into mitochondrial matrix. Gene Ontology annotation, cellular component: mitochondrial outer membrane.
GGACCAUUCCAAACCAACAUGGCUCCCAGCGGGAUGGCCGGCAGCGCCGGCGGCGAAGCGGCUUCCGAAGCUGGGCUAUCCAAGUGGCAGUAUGCGCUCAUUUUCGCCACGCCAGUCGCCGCCGGCUUGGCGUACUGGUACUACACAAAAGGCCGUGGCAGGUCGAAGCCGCCCGGCUCCAGCGCCGGAGAAACAAAGGGGUCCAAGUCCGCGGACAAAUCUCAAACCAACCACUCGCGCGGUGCAGCCGACGCCAAGGAUCCCUUCGAGAGGGCUAAGGCUUUCAAAAACCAGGGCAACAAGUACUUCAAGGAAGGCAAGUUUGAUAAAGCUAUCGAGUGCUACACGGAGGCCAUCGCGCUGUGCCCGCCGCAGAACAAAAAUGAGUUGGCUACCUUCUACCAAAAUCGCGCUGCCGCCUACGAGAACUUGAAAAACUACACCGCGGUUAUCGCCGACUGCACCAAGGCGAUAGACCUGAACUUUCAGUACGUCAAGGCACUUCACCGGAGGGCGAAGGCUUACGAGGUCGUCGAUGAAUUGGACAAGUGUCUGGAAGACAUAACAGCUGUAUGCAUACUCGAGGGAUUCCAAAACCAGAACUCAUUGCUUGUGACCGACAGGGUGCUGAAGAAGAUAGGCAAAGCACGUGCAAAGGAACUCAUCAAGGUCCGAAAGCCGGUGAUGCCAUCGAAGCACUUUAUUCGAAAUUACUUUGUGUCCUUCUGUGAAGACCCAGUUAUUAAGGCUGUGCAGGCAUUUCGUAAAGGCAAGCCGUAUCCUAAAAGUGAUAGUCCUGGGGGUGCAUAUGCACAGGCUGUGGAGUGCCUAGCCAACGAGAAGUAUGAAGACGUCAUUGCACAUUGCACCAAGGAGAUUGAAAAUAACGGAGAGGCGCUGGCCGAAGCACUUCUGCUGCGAGGCACGCUGUACAUGCUGCAAGGGCUGUCACAGGCUACGGUCGACGACCUCAACCGGGUACUCCAAAUGGACACUGCCUCUCUCAAGGUUCGAGUGAAUGCUCUCAUCAAGCUUGGCACUCUGAAGGUGCAUGCUGAGAAAUUGGAGGAAGCACUCGAGGACUUCGAGCAGGCUGCCAACCUGGACCCAAGAAAUGCUGACGUCUUUCUGCAUAGGGGCCAGGUGUUGUUGCUUCUGGACAGGCUAGAGGACACGCUCAAGGACAUGGAGGAGAGUGUGACCCUCCGACCGGACUUCCCAUCAGCAGCGGCUCAGCGCUGUUAUGUGCUGUACAGGUGCGGAGUAGCUACCAACAGUCUCGACAAGCAGAUACAGGCGUUCCAGCAAUUCGAAGACAUCCAGGAGACGUUCCCCAACUGUCCCGAAUGUUACUUCCUUCACGCUCAGAUCCUUUCAGAGAAAAAGGAGUUUGAGAAAGCCGAAGAGAACUUUAUGAAGGCCGCAGAGGCAGAUCCCUCAGACCCAAACGUUCCUGUACACCUCGGCAUACUACAGCUGCAGUGGAAGCAAGAUUUUGAGAAGGCAGCCGAAUUCAUGAACAAGGCAAUCAAAAUGGAUGACAAAUGUCAAUUUGCCUACGAGACCCUCGGUUCCGUUCAAGUCCAGAGGGGAUUCCUGAAGGAAGGCCUGGAGAUGUUCGAUAAGGCCAUCAUGCUGGCCCAGACCGAAGCUGAGUUGGCCCACCUACUGUCAUUGCGAGACGCUGCCGCCGCCCAGGGACGGGUGGCCAGCCGUCUGGGGAUGGCUGUCACCCCUGGCUUCAGCUAGGACUGUUUAGCCCAUAAAAUGGGGGCGCGGUUGUUUUCUUCCUUUCUUUUUCUUUUUUGCGAAGAACCAGAUUGCAGACCAUUUGCCGUCAUCCCCUCUCCGAUCUGCCCCCACAGAGCGUACGCAGAACUUCGGGAACACGUUUGUUCCUCACGUUUUCGUAUCACGGAGUGGGUGGAAGGGGGCAGCUCGAGUCAGAAGGGUGAAGGUAGCAUGUCGUCUGGCUCCUGUCGCAAAGCAUUGUUCUGUGCAGGGAAAGCCAAGCAGCGCUCUCGGGGUUGAGCACACUACUCUUAAAAAAACGGUGGCAUGUGUUCCAUUUAUUUGUCUGGGGCCUGCAUACAACUUGCGUAGCUAGGGACCAGCAAUUGUUUUCAGGGAGCUAGGCCUUAGAUGCGCCUCAGCUAUGCCAGUUAGGAUAUUAAAGCAAAAGAAAAAAAACGAAGUGAAAAAGUUCGCAGCCUUCUGCUAGAAGCGUGAAAGAGGCGUACGUGUAGUCGGAGUCACGUCUCAUGUUACAGAGCCACCGACUGAGUGUUCCAGAGAACAGUUGUUCCUCAAAAUUUGGAUUUCUCAACAGGGAUGUAGUAUGCGAGGAAAGGCAUGGUCAGAAGACAGAGAAGCGUCUGGAAAAAGGAACAGAACGAUGGGGCUGUCUGCAUUGUCUGUGCCUUCUUUUUUCUUUUGUCUUCUGCGCACUUAAAAAGAGUCAGCGUUGUUUGGUGAGUGCAAUUUUCGUGGGUGGUGCGUGCUGUAUUAUUACCAGAGUUGUUUGUUCCUCCACAUGCUAUUUUGGUGCCAGGUGUUUACCUGAACAAGACUAGUACAAGCCAGUACAGCAGUUGAAGAGAAUCGCUGCACCAGUCUGAACAUCCAAGUCGGCGGUGUUAUUGCCCUCGCGAACAAGUUGUCGUUGCUGAAAACAAAAUUUCUUUCAACUCUUGAAGUGUCUCCACCUCCUUUGGUCUCUUGCUCCCUUUCACAACAUUCUCUCGUUUUAUAGUAGCACGAAAUUUUUUGAUUUUUUUUUUCAAUUAAAUAUUGUGUAACAUCUUCUAGUCUGUGCAGCGGAAUAAACCAAUUUUGUUUUUUGCUCUCAAA